CGGUAUCCGGAAGUACCCGAUCCCGUGAUGUCAGGGGAGUGCUAGCAUAGCAUCGGAGCGACCAAAGUGGCUUCAACGGUUCAGGCUCUAAAACUCUCCGAUCCGUGAUUGUCAGUAAACUGUGUUUGUCCGUUUCUGUCCACCGACAUGGAGUCAGCGGAGUCGAAGACUGUCUUUGGAUGUAUCCUUCCGCGUCAACGUUACCAAUGGGGAUGAAGCCUCUGGUAGGAAGUCUAACGGGAUGCCUCUCAGUUAGCCUGAAGUCGGAUUUAUGUCCCACACAAGCUAGCAGGCUGGUUCAUAGGUUGUGGCAGGUUAACACGGAGCUCAACUCCGCCGCUUAGACUGGAACCAGGUCGAGUUAUGGCUCGGUUGGGGCUGGAGCAGGUGACAGAUUUCGGGGACUAUACUCGCAGUAAAGAGCUGACUGAGAUCUUCAAACUGAGCCUGUCACACGUCCGUCUGAGCCCAGAUGCUCGUCACAUCCAUGUCAUCCUCCGCAAGCCUAAGGUGGGUCUUGUGACUUUUGACAAGUAUGACAAACCUCAGCUGGCCCAGAACCAGAAGAAGCUGGAUUUACGUCUCACACGAACCGUACCUAUUGUGGAUAUUUUAUACCUGGACUACAACAACAGGAGCAGCAGCAGCAGGGACGCAGUGGUCGUGGCAGUGAUUUACGAGGAUGGGAAAGCUGAGUUUUGGAGAUUCCAGGAGUGCAAAGCAGGCUGGCAUCUCCUGCAAACAUCGGACUUGUGCAACAGCCCCCGAGCCGUGGUGGUCUCAGUGUGUGCCUGUCCUAAUCUUAUCGUGUGGUGUGAGGAGAGACCGCCCUCAGAGAGCUCCCCUGCCCUCAGCUCCCCGAGGAACAAACUCAGAUACUGUGUUUGCAGACGUGACUUCGAGGUGGAGGAGGGGGCUGUCAGCUUGGGUGGAGUGAAAAUCGCCCUCCACAAUAACCCAAAAUUCAACGUGAUCAGUUCAGGGGAAUGUGUGCAUCUCCUCCCUGACUUAAAAAUGAAGCCUCUGUUGAGCAUCUCCAAGUUCUUCCUCACCUGGUCCCCUCACCAUGACUCCUUCACAGUCAGCACCUCAUGUAAAAACACGCCCCUCAAGAAGCUGUCAGCGAAAGAGUCUGACUUUAAGAGACUGGUGCCGGACUGUUUGGGGUAUUUAUCGACUCUUGACCCGCCUGAGAUCUACGACGUCUCACCUACAGGUUGUGGAGGCUUGCUGCUGCUGCUCAGUACAGGCUGGGUGUGUUUUCUGCAGAAAGACGGGGUUCUUCGACAGGUUUUCAAGCUGGCAGACAACUGUUUGGUCAAAUUUGGUACACACACUAGUCUUUGCAUGUACCAGGACACUCUGGCUGUGCUGGUAGGGCAAAACCUGCAUCUGAUAGACGUGAACUGUGGCAGGGAGCUGGACAAGCUCACACUAAAGAGAGAGGGGGUGUUAUACACGGAUCAUGCAGAGAAACGGACGCCUCACUUCCUCUCAGAAACUGGACUUUUUAUGGUUGUAAACAAGGACACUGACUCCAACAAGAUGAAGCCUUGUGGUUUCAGCACAGUGGAGAGUAUUGACUCCGGAGCUCUCCUGGUGGAGGCCGUCUUCGAGGAGGCAUGUAAAUACUACCAGCAGAGGAGCCUGAGCAGCACACAGCUCACUGUGGACAAUCUGAAGAAAGGAGGGAGGUUCCAGGCUCCCAUCUCUUUAGCCACCAUCGUCAGGAACUUCCUCCUGAGGCAGAGAGGAGCAGAACUGUCCCAGAAUGGUGACGGGGGAUAUACAGCAGGGCAUGAUAAGCUAAUGGUGUCUCUGGAGGCUGAGCUCAAGAGUCUAGUCAGUCUGGAGGAGGUGAAGGGGAGCUUAGCAAGGCAGAGUGUGAAAGAGGUGGAGGCUGUGUGUGAGACACUGGUGGAGAAAGAAGUAGCGAGACUGUUGUCCUCCUCAGAGCUGGAUCACGAGGCUCUGCUGUACCUCAACUCCAUCUUCAGCACCUUCCCCUGCCAGGCGUGGAGGGCGGCACAGGUUGCCUUACAGCUACACUACAACGGGGAGCGUUCUCUGUCCAGCAAGGCGUCACCAGACAUGUGGAAAACUGUCCUCACCCCAGCGGUGACACCCAGCACUGCAGCCUCCAUGUCGUUCACGAAUGGCAGGCCGAAACACAACCACAGCCUCAAAGGUGAUCACAUCGCCAACUGUAAAGUCAAACCCACCAGCUCCUCUCCUCCAGCGGCCCUGCCCGUGUUCGAACUCCUCUGCGUCUCUGUGUUUCACUUCCAGCCCAGCUGGUUGCCCACGUUCCUGGAGCUCGCCCAGCAGCAGCAGCAGCUGGGCUCCACCGGCCUGGGUCUGAGCUUGGCCACUUCCUCCUGGGGCUUCUCCGGCGCGAGAGGAGGUGAGGGCGGGGAGAACAAUGUGCCGCUCUACAAACGGGCCCUGUGCACCCUGUCCAGCCUGAGCGUGGACCGAGCCCAGCAGCAGGAUGUGGAGGUGGAGCUGCUGCUGGUCAGCGGGCGGCCCAACGCCAUCCUUCAGGCUCUGAGGAUCCUCAUGGCCAUGCAGCAGUGGGAGAGGGUCACCCAGGUGGCUCAGAAGUUCUGCAAGCAGAGUCCACUGCUCAACAAGGAGAUCUUCACCACGCUGCUGUGCGAGGUGGCCCAGCAUCGAGACCUGGACCCAUACCUGGAUUUACUGUGGGUGCUCUGCCCUGAAGACCUCACCGUCACAACUAUUCUCAACUUGGUGCUGAAAAACCUCCCCUCCCCUAACAGCCCCCCUUCAUCCUCUUCGUCCUCCUUCUCCAUGUCCAUCACAUCCCCCUCUCCGCCUGCUCCCUUUGCAGUCCCACAGAACAGCCAGUUAACCAUCGGGCUGCUCAAACCCCUGCUGAGAAAAGUCCUUCAGAGGGAGACCAAAGCAAGCCAGCGAUACGCCGACAUCCUGCAGUCUCCAUCGUACCCCCCUCCCGCUCCUCCUCGCCAGCCCGCAGAGCAGCCGAGCGCCGCCACAGAUCCCUGCAUAAACUCAGCUCUUGAGAGCGACACUGACCCGGUGUAUCUUGCAGAAACACCUGAAGAGCAGUUGCCCAUACACGCAGCAGCUGUCCCGAGAACCAGGAUGGUACUGCCUGCUCACCCGGUCUGAAUCAGGAAGAUGAACAGAGACCUGACAUUCCCCACACAUGUCGACAAUCAAAUCAGUGUGAUGCAAUCAGUUGUGAUAUGUGACAGUGUUUUAAAAGGUAUUAUCAGAUGAAGUAUGACUACUAGAAACUAUGAAAUGACUACUGACGAUCUUACCGGUGUAAAUACUGCAGGUAAAAUGAAGCCUUAAUGUGUAUAUACUGUGUCUGUGAUGUUAUUUAUCUCUUUAGCCUUAACUGCACAUGGUCUGAGAAUGUUAUUGCAUUGAAAAAGCUUCGUCUUUACCAGGAAAGCAUUGAUAUAAAUAAUAUAUUGUUUUAACCCCAGUAUGGAGUCUUUUCUGCUCUGACAAAAAAAGGAGCCACUAAUCCUCGCUCUUAUGGUGUAUCAUAUCUGUGUGUAGAAUAUGUUUGUUGUUGUUUUGUAGCCACGUUUAAUUUCUCCCUGCGCUCAUGCAGUGGGUGAAUUUCACAUGUUUGUGUUUGAAUGUUUGUUUUAAGUGUGAUACGGUUUAAAGAGGAGGUCCAAGGUUGCCUUACUGACUAGUUAAGUAAUCAACAUAUCACAGGUGUUUAAACAUUAACCUGCUUUUUUUGAUGGGCUCAACCAGACCACGUAUCCUCUCUAAACCAAACCCAAACAACUUUUUUUGCUUCCAUUUUUAAAUUCCUGUCACCCAUUUCUCUCUUCAGACUCCAUCUUGUCCAACUCGCCUCUGGACCAGCAGGACAUUCCUCACAGUUUGACUUUAACUCAAUUUUGGAGGUAAUUCUGUUAGGGCUGGAGUGUGGGUUGGGCACGGUGUGACUAACAUAGACGCUCUGCUCCUCGCAGAAGGUCGUGUCCGUGCUCCUUCAUGGACUCAGUGAGUGGUAAUGCCAUUAGAGAUGUGAGGCCCUCUGUGUUCUCCCUCCUGAUAGCUUUCUCUGAAACAGAUUGCACUUUUAUUUCACCCCUGUCAGUAUUGUGUUUGUGCUUUGAAUGCAUCUGUUGAAUGAAUGUUUUCUGAUUAAGUGCUGUAAACUAACAUAUUUAAGUGCCUAUUAUCUUCAGUGCCUGUGUUAAUCCUCUCAGUUUGAGUAGCUCGUUUAAAUCGAGGAAAGUGUUUUAUCAUGUAAAUGUGGAGCCGUCAAAAACAAAAGUCAAAUUUGUAACAAACUUUGAAGACUUCUUUACUCUUCAUGAAACUCUCUUGAGCGUUUGGUGACAAUCAGACUCCAAAAUGCUGCCGAACAAUCAGAACGCCUUUCACAGGGGCUGCUCUUCAUUUACAGAGCGGUGUCACAUUCCUGCUACCUCUCCUCAGCUUCACUCCUGCUCAGGAGUAGGAAGAGGAGGAGGUAGAUCAGAAGAGAGCAGUGUUUUUAAUCAUGUUUUUAGUUUGUUUUUACUCUUCUUGGGUUUUUAAAGUGGUUGAAAUCUGUUUUUUAUGACAUUUUAACUUAAAAAGGAAACACAGAUCUCAAACUCAAGGUGAACAAACGUUAAAAAACCUGUUUCACUGUGGACCUGUUAUGUUUUCAAGUCAGUGGGAACUCCCUGACUUCCUCAGACAAACCACCGGUCUGAUGUGACGACUGCAUACAGUUUAAACAUUAAUUUGCCCUCUCUUGGUUUCUGUUGAAUACCUGCUGGAUCUGCUCUGCGAUGUUUGCGUUGCUGCCUGCUCUCUUUUGAAGUAUUUGAAAAGCAGAAAAUGUAAACAUGUAUUUAUGAACGGAUGCUGUAUGCUAUUAAACUGAAGAUAAAACUUC
Notolabrus celidotus (New Zealand spotty) is the source of this 4906-nucleotide messenger RNA. RefSeq names its product Hermansky-Pudlak syndrome 6 protein. Gene Ontology annotation, cellular component: lysosomal membrane; BLOC-2 complex. Gene Ontology annotation, biological process: protein localization to membrane; lysosome localization; organelle organization. The transcript has a single exon. The coding region runs from base 364 to 3153 and encodes 929 amino acids. The record is from RefSeq and is a predicted model, not a curated record. NCBI's taxonomy places the organism in Eukaryota, Metazoa, Chordata, Actinopteri, Labriformes, Labridae.